Linum trigynum is the source of this 270-nucleotide messenger RNA. The record is from the annotation of a GenBank genome assembly. NCBI's taxonomy places the organism in Eukaryota, Viridiplantae, Streptophyta, Magnoliopsida, Malpighiales, Linaceae.
AUGUUCGGGAUGUUCUUGUCCUCUCUCUGGCAAUUAUUCGCCCUGGCCGGUCGUUUCUUCCUCGCAGCGCUGCUUGAACUCCUAGCAAUCAGCCUGCAAAAUCAUGAUACUGCUAGAUGCCAUGGAUUUGCGGCGUGGAAUCAUCUCCAGAGAUCCAUUCCGGCCCCUGAGAUACUCAGGGAGCGAUCGGCCACUCACUGCAAGAAUGUGCAGUCGAUGAAGCUUGGAGAUGGAUCUUCGGAACGUAUUCAACGCUCCCAGACACUUUAA